Acanthochromis polyacanthus (spiny chromis) is the source of this 8554-nucleotide messenger RNA. RefSeq names its product nucleolar protein 4-like a (gene nol4la). The transcript is spliced from 11 exons. Bases 708 to 2765 code for a protein of 685 amino acids. The record is from RefSeq and is a predicted model, not a curated record. Lineage: Eukaryota; Metazoa; Chordata; Actinopteri; Pomacentridae.
CUGGACAACAUCUAACGCUACUUGUUAAUCUCGGGCUUUUUGCUGCAAAUGAAGCCAGUUACCAGCGUGAUGCAGAUCUCAGUGUGUCUUUAUGUGGUGGAAAAAGCCGACAGUGCAAGCGCAAAUCCCAUUCAAACAGGUGUGAGGAGCAGAAACAGUCCCAGGUGGCGCAUGUUGAUCGGAUACGUGGCCAUAUAGGAGCACAUUGUGAGCAUCUUUGCGCUUUUUUUUAAAGGGUAGAGCAACCCGCAUCCGAAAAUAGUGUUGGCUGUUAGAAAGUAGGUCGAUAGAAACUGAGAGCGACGUUUGUUUCCACGCUUUUGUCUGUGUUCUUUGUUGUUUAGCGAGGACUGUGGUUUUUUUCAUAGCCUACCCUUGUGUGGAGCGUUUUACGCACAGGUGGGAGAUACCCGCUCAGCAUAGGACAGCCCCCCUCUCUGCUCCUCAGCGGAUGAUGUGAGGAAGUGACAUUUUUCACCGCUGCGGUUCGGGACAGCACUGCUCCUCUGCAAACAGGUGUGCUGCUGUCCGAGUCACUUUCACAGAGCGAACCACAGGGAGGUAGCGUCCCGAAACCUGAACCGAGCCGCCUGGACGCGGGACAGCGGGGGCCAGAGGAGGGGAAAAAACACCCCGUUCAAGUGUGCUCUUUAUUAGCCUGGGCUGUUUGAACGGGUUCAGACACACAGAGGGAGAGAGGGGGAGCGAUGGCAACGAAAAAGGCGUGCGUGGAUGCGCCCAAACGGAGCCGGAGUCCGGUCGUGUUGGAGGCGGAGAUGUUCAGUGAAUUUCAGGACUGGUGUCUCCGGACUUACGGAGACUCCGGUAAAACAAAGACCGUCACCCGGCGAAAAUAUAACAAAAUCAUGCAGACACUGUUGCAGAACGACGAGUCGGACGGCGUUUAUGUCGACAACAGUCACAUCAACGCCAAAUUCAAAUUCUGGGUGAAGUCUAAAGGAUUUCAGGUCGGAACCAACGUGUUGGGAGAGCACAACAAGAAAGGAGCUCCAGGGAAACCCGUCCUAUAUGUCCCGGUCAAGUCAACGUGUUCAGACGGGAAUUCAGCCCAAGACAACUCCUCCCUGAAGCGUGUAGCUGUGGUUGAAGACUUCUUCGACAUCAUCUAUGCCAUGCAUGUGGAGAUGGGUGCAGAUCCCGGAAGAGCACCCAAACAUGCAGGCCAGAAAAAGACCUACAAGGCGAUUGCUGAGACCUACGCCUUCUUGCCCAGAGAGGCGGUGACUCGGUUCCUAAUGAGCUGUGGAGAGUGUCAGAAGAGGAUGCACAUUAACCCCAGCACUGCGGAGUUCAAAGAAAAUGACAGACCGACCUCGCUGGUCCCGGACCUCAUUGAUUACAACAUGCCUCUUACUGCCACCUACCUGAAACAAAUGAAACUGCAGUGCAUGACCACCACUGAGAGGGAUGACAGUUCGGUGAGCAGCGAGGACAUGAACAGUGCCGAGCCCACAUGGGUCGCAGCUGAGCAGCCUGCAGUGCCUGAGCCGAGUCCACCCAACGGAGAGAGAGUCAGCAACCCGACAGCCACCAUUAAAGAAGAGGACGAUGAUGACUCCUCAGAGAGCGGCAGUGCCAAUGGGCUGCCGGCUCUGACCUCCCCGGAGGCGCUGGCUGUGGGUGGGAACCCCCCAGAUGGCGGGGCCUCUUACGGGGAGGUGACGGAGAACGGCUUGAGCGCUCCUCUGGACUUCAGCACCACCUCGUCCUCGUCCUCCUCAGAGGAUCAGCAGCCGGUCAAUCUGAGCGACAGACUGCUGCCUGCAGGGAGCUCACCGCCCAACUCCUACCCUGCAGACCCCAACAGAAAGUAUCCCAUCAAGACAGAGUACGCCAACAAGUCUCCUCCUUACAGCUCAGGAAGCUAUGACUCUGUGAAAACUGAACUGAGCAUGAGCGCAGAGGACUUGACCUCUGGUCGGACACAGAUAAUUGAUGACGACGACGAUGAUCACGAUGACCACGAUGACAGUGACAAGAUCAAUGACGCUGAGGGAAUGGACCCGGAGAGACUUAAAGCCUUCAAUAUGUUUGUGCGUCUGUUCGUGGAUGAGAAUCUGGACCGCAUGGUGCCCAUCUCCAAACAGCCCAAGGAGAAGAUCCAGGCCAUCAUCGAGUCCUGUAGCCGCCAGUUUCCAGAAUUCCAGGAGCGCUCCCGCAAGCGCAUCCGCACCUACCUCAAGUCCUGUCGCCGCAUGAAAAAAGGCGGUUUUGAGAUAAGACCAACGCCCCCUCACCUCACCUCUGCCAUGGCUGAGAACAUCCUCGCUGCUGCCUGCGACAGCGAAACCCGAAAUGCUGCCAAGAGGAUGCGGCUCGACGUGUACCAAGCGACGGACGAGCCUGUCUCCGUUGACAAACCCAACUCGAGAGACCCGGUCUCUGUGGCCCCGUCAGGGUUCACCAUCUCCAGCGCAGCUUUUGCCCAAGACCAGCUCUACACCAACGGAGGCCUCAACUACAACCUGCGGGGAUAUGGGACAGUCGGCAGCAACCAGCAGAACUCUGGUGCUGCACAAACCAAUGGUCCCACAGAUCUGAGCAUGAAAUCCGUCGGCCCGAACUCCACCUCCUCCAGCUCCAACAGUCACGGUCAGGGAGGCGGCGGCGGUGGAGCUUCGGCUCAGCUCAGCCCUCCGGAGGUGACGGCGGUGAGGCAGCUCAUCGCAGGGUACCGGGAGUCCGCGGCCUUCCUGCUCCGCUCAGCAGACGAGCUGGAAAACCUGAUCCUGCAGCAGAACUGAGUCCGAGCCAAACCGUGCCAACACCCUCCAAGCCCCCCGCCGCCUGUCCACCCCUGUCACACACAUUUGGGCAGACUUUCAAAGACACAGUUGUACACGAGGGAUACUGCAGUGCACAGUGGGUCCUGUAGGUAUGAAACCUUCACUUAUUCCCACAUGUUUAUGUAUUUGGACGGGCCGAACAUAUCACAGGCUGACAAAUGUUUAUUUAUGCAUUUGGUUCACUUUGACCUUAGUGCCCUGUUAUCUGUAGCCAUUCAUCCCACUCAGUUCAUUUUACCACCUGAACCUCCAUUCGUCUCAGGAAGCGAUGAUUUAUGUGAAACAAUGAUGUGCAUUGGUACUCGCACUGAGGUGUCCAAUUAGCUUAACCACCAGAUCGCCAAAUCAGCUCGUUUGUGCCGAUGUUUGGACAAAUGAAUAGUGAAAUAGCAGUGAAUUAGCAUCAUUACAUCUCUCUAUUUUUACACUAUUGUAAAAUAUGCUGUACAGUGGCAUGAUUUGAUUGGGUCGUCUGAAUAGAGUCAUUUCUAAAUGAUAACCAGAAGUCCGUAGAUGAAUCGCUGCUAAAAGAUGUGGCGACCUGCCACUGACCUGCUAACCUCAACAGCUACUGUCGGAUGUGCUGACUUACACAUACGCAAAAAAGAAAGAAAUGAAAGCAGUAGAGAAAAAAGGGGAAUAUCAACAUGACAGUGUUUGACAGCGUAGAGAUUGACCAGAGGAACAGAUCUAUCACCGUGUGGUCAAAAUGAUACCUCGGUUCUAAGAGACAAAGACUCAUUACCCAGCUUGACUUUAUUCUCAGUUAUUUUAUUAUGAAUAUUUCUAUCACGGGCAGUUUCUCAUUACUUAAAGGGAAGGAGGCUUUGAAGAAGCCUGGGUAUGCAAAUUGAGGUCACAGACACCUGUCAGGGAAAAAGGAGAUUAAUAUAUUGUUUAGACUCUUGGUUUAUAACCAGUGCUACUGGAGAAGUGGAAAAAGGUGCAAUAUUGAAGAUAAUCAGUAAUGGUGUGCUUACUGAAGUGACUUGCUGAGGCAUUCGGAGGCGUCUGAUGAGGGUUCGUAAUUCACCACAAUCCUCUCCCGCUGUAACUGUCGAGUUGUAAAAAGAAAUGAUAUCCCAUGCAGCAUUGUAGCCAAUUUCAAUGUUGUUGUUUGUUGUUGAAUAACUGAUCUUUAUCGCUAACCUCAGAACUGAGGCACUUUCAUGUGUUGGGAUCAGUCAUCCGUAGUGUCAAAAAAGGAAAUGGGACCUGGCAGAAAAAUGAGACUUAAUGUUGCACGUCUUUUGUUCUUUUCUCUUUUUUUGUGGUUUUGGGUUAUUUUGUGAAGGAAAUGUUCAAGUGAUUGUUCUUCAGUUUAAAGGGCACAUAAAGCUCCAUGCAUCCAUUACUGACAGUCAGGUGAAUGCAGCGUGCUGGAUGCAGCGUGAGCAUGUGAGUGGGAUGCUCAGACAAAAGAAAACUCCUUCGUCCGUCCGUGCGUCUGUCUGUAUCGUCCCCUCUGACCUCAGCAGUUUCAAACCCCAUCUCCACUUUCCUCAUCGAUACCACGUCUGAAAAACACACUGUCUGAAAAAGAAGCAAGAGACAAUCUUUGAAAAAGAUGUAUUCGCAUCACAGUUUACUCUCCCAGCUUUCUGCUAUGGUGUGUGUGUGUGUGUUUGUGUGUGUGUGUGUGCGCGGUCUGAGGACACACAAGAGUACACAAAGCAGAUCUAGAGCACAGUCUCACAACUUUAAAUGGUGAGUCACUCAGCACAAAAAACUGUUGUGUGUAUGUGCAUUUUUAAAAAAAAUCCUUUCUCUCUUUUUUUUCCGUUGAUGUAAGUGUUGGUGUUGACAGUGUGUUGACUCACUGUUUGUGUUAUAAGUGGAAUGACCCAGUUUGUACAACAUCAAUCUGUGAAGAUUUAAUUCAGUAGGCUCAAACAUUCCAAACAAUGACAAUGACUCUUCAAGCAGCCAGAAAUGGCUCGCACCUUAUUGAUUUGUCAAAGUUUAGAGAGAUAUAUUUCUGUAUUUAUCACAAAUCUUAUCAAAUGUAUCAUUAAUCAGUCUAUAUCUGUGUCAUCCAUCAGUUUCACCACCAGGCCAGUCUACAGUUAGACCUGCAUGUCCUAAACGACCAUCCCACAUUUCAGUGCCAUGUCACGAUCGGGCUGCAUUUAAUGCAUUUUCAUUUAAAUUCUAUUAUCUAUUGCAAGUUUGGAAGCACUUUAUAGCUCAGGAUUAAGGUAACAUAACACAGAGAUUUGAGUGUGUCUUUACCUCAUUUGGGAUAUCAGCUUCAGUUCAGAACACACAGAGAACUGAUUAUAACAAAGGACAGUUUGACACAGCUCACAAUCAGAGGCAGUUUUCAUCUAUAAGCGACAGCAAACUCCUCCUUUGUCAGAGCUCAGUUUGAACUCAUCAGUGCGUCUCGGCCGUCUGAGGGGUGUUUCAUGAAGGAGGUCCAAAUCCUGACCAGAACGGAUAUUUACUGCACGUAUUUUCCCACAUCGCUAUAGUAAUAUUAACAAAAAGCUAAUGGUUGCAAUCCAAGUCAAAUCUGACACAUCAAACAUUGAUUUCAUUAGUUCAAAGUGAAGAAAAACAACACACAUUGAACUUAUAGCAAGAUUAAAAUGUUACAGCAAAAACAAAAUCAUUACAACAGAAUUAAAGAGAAAUUUUAGCCAAAUAUUAACUCAGACUGCUGCUGUGCUCUUGUUCUGAUUAUGACAUGAGGGUUUCCCAUCUGUCAUAAAUGACUUUAUGUGUAGUUAAAGCUUAAAUUUGCAGCAUAAAUGCAGAUGUACAGGAGACAACAUACAGUUUCAUAAGUAUUUACAGCAAGUUUACAUUUUAGCAAAAAUAAUUUUGCAUUUGUGGGAACUUUAAGUAGCUGUAAGCAGGAUUUGUAAUUACAGAAACCUAUUUAACCCCUUAAACUUCAGUGUACCGCCGGCGGUACACCUACUAAUUUGCAUAGGAAUUUCAAGAAUGUCCGACGGCUGCAAACACGAUUAUACAAACACUAUACGCCGAUGGAAAGCUUAGAUUCUCAUGAAUCCGCCGGUAUUAACCACUUUCAGAUGUGAUUACCACAGCGGGUGAGAAAAACACAUUUGUCCUACAAAAACGAAUAUUCAUCCAUCCGUUCUCUAUACACGGCUUCAACGCACACAGCGCGACUCACAUUUGCGGGUUCAUUAUUUCACACAGAAAAAAAUAUUCCACAAAAAACGGCCAUAAUCCAACCUUUUACAUCCAGACGACACAAGCCAGUAAACUAUUUUGUCCAAAACAUGUCUUGAAGUCGGUAUAAAAUCCACGAAUCGGUCGUUUUCAAGGAAAUGCACCUCGCGAUGCGCGUCCAAUAUUCCCUGUAUUUUUCGUCAUUUUUUAAAUUUAAAAAUAGAAUAUUAGCGAUUUUUUGUACUGAAAACGGCUGGAAUUGACUGAAGCUUAAAGGGUUAAAAGCAGCGUAAGAACAGAAAAUGAUUGUGUGAAUCAGUUUUAUGGAGUUUUAAUGAGUUUCAACUCAUUAUUUAACUGUUUGUCUCUUAGAUUUAAAGCAAACACACAUUCACACAAUGCUGAUGAAUCCCAUCAGUAGCAGGUAAAUGUCUGAGUUUUAAACAGCACCUAGAAGCAUGGCACAAAAACAAACAAAAAAAAACAAGAAAGUAUAGAAGAAGCAUUUAUGAUGCGCCGGAUACAAAGAAAAAAAACUACUGUUAGGAGUUCAGAGGGAAGAUUUCAAUUUAAAAAGGGAACACUGGAGGCUUUUGUUCUCAUCGCAUCGUUUUUGCUGCAACAGAAAGAUAAUUUCAGUGUUCAAGCAGCAGACUGAUCAGAACAUAUUUAGCAGCUAAAGAGGGAAAUUUGUCCCUUUGGAGUUGGUAGAGACCAAAACAGAGCUAAAAGACAAAACUGGACUUACAUUCUUCAGGUCAGACUUUUCCUAAGCCUCCUUUCUGAAACAUUUUCCCACCUUGCUGAAGGAGCCCAGACUUUGUGAAACACUCCUCUGGGCUCAAACAGACGCAGUCAUAGAUGUCCGUGGGACCUGAGUCCUCACACAUGUCUUCCUCGUCUCCUCCAACCGGCUCGUCUGUUACUGUAGCCAUAGCAGAUCCUUUACACUUCAUGUCUCGAACUCAGUGAUGUUGAAUCUCGUCCCAUUUCCACAACCAAACUCUUGCUUGCAGAUUCUGUCUUAAGUCUACGCUGAGCGACGUUUUAGCUGUGUGCUGGAGUUACUGUGAUCAGCGGCAACCACUUGUUGUCAUGUUGUUGUUUUUGUUUUGUUUGUUUUUUUUUCUUCCUAAUAAUGCCCAAUGGAUUUUCUCUUUGUAUUGACUAGACAAUGUAAUCUAUUGGUGUUGAUUAAAAAAUGCCCUGGUAGCUUGUGGAUUGCUAAAGUGGUCAGAUAAAUGUACUGUAUAGCUGUACAAAGAGUGAUAAAAGAUGUUUUAAACCUUUCUUUUUUCUGUGGGUACAGCACUGUUUAAAAAAAAAAUCAAAGUGGUUUUAGCCCUUGCCUGUUUUAACUUAUCAUUUGGUGAUGGUCUGUAUUACUUCUAUUGUUAUUUAUAUUAUUUCAAUUGUUGCCUCUCCUGCACUGAUAAGAGACUGUAGCUCUGUGCAGGGGGUUGUACUGUAAACCUGUGUGAAGCUUUGUAUUUUCCCCUCUGGUUUUGGACUCAGUGAAAGUGUGAUGUUUACAUGUACAGUUUUUCAGAAUACUUUGGUUCUCGUUUGUUUUUGUGUUUUAUUCAGGCGAGUUUUAUUUUCCUCCUCUUUUCCUCACCGAUUCCCCUAAAUCUGUGUACAUUUGCCCAGAUAUUUUCCUUUUCGUUGUUCCAUUGCAUCAAGUGCAGAUGUGACCUCUUUGACUCCUCGGUCACAUGGUCAGAGUGUGCCGUGGCAACUGGCUGUGGUCGGCUCGGCGUUAGGGUGGCUUCCAGCAUUUUAAAAGGUUAAUAUUAAGUAAACGGGAGCUUCACAACUUCUCAAAGUGGACCAGAAAAGAUAUAUCAAGGAUUAAGAUGACUUUAAUCAACUGUUUUCAAAUAUUAUUGUGGCCUAAGUGGAGAACAGUGGGGCGUAGGUACAUUUAUUAUACAAGUGCUCAUAAUCUUUUAACAUCCCGGCCGUGUUGUCAGGGAGAACUCCUUGUCCUUAACCCGACUGGUGCCCUGAAAGGUACACUUUGACCUGUUGUAAUAUCUCCUCGGUAACAUAAAAGCCAUUCCCCUCUCCUGGCCUUUUAAGGGGAACCCAUAAACCUCAGGAAAUACUGAAUCUCCAAGUUAAGUUUUUAUCCGCUGAUUUCUUCUGAAAUGAGAUUUAAGUCUCUAAGGAAACCAUUAACAUUUAUAUGAGAUGUCUAUUGUUUUGUACAUUUAUCAUUGUGAUUUAAAAGUGGAGCUUUUUCCAGUACCUGUGACUUAAUAUUUUGAUUUUUUGGAGUGUUUAUAGGUAUGGAUAUUUAUUAUUAUAUGUGAAACUACAAAAAGACAAAAGAAAAAGGUUGAACCUGUUUCAUUUGUAUGUUUCAUGCAAAACUGUCCAGGUGAGAUUCUCUCUGCCUCUUACAUAUCACUAAUGAGGGACCUGUGUUUGUUUGGAAAUAGCGCUUUUUCAGUGUUGCAUCAACGCUAUGGAAAAAAAAGUUUAAAAAAAAAAAACAACAAAAAACACCAGUGGUUUACCAACAGCAGAGUUGCAAGGCUCUCCUCUUCUCCUGAGAUGUCAGUAAUUGAAUAAAACAGUGCGAUGAGCUAUCAAACUGA